Molecule: messenger RNA, 306 nt
Organism: Prunus armeniaca (apricot)
Lineage: Eukaryota; Viridiplantae; Streptophyta; Magnoliopsida; Rosales; Rosaceae
Source: the annotation of a GenBank genome assembly
AUGGAGAAUGACAAGAGUGUGAUUAGCAUGCCGGCAUGUCACAAUCAUCUGCUACCUCAUGCUCAAAGCAGACCGAGUCUUCGAUUUUGGUUGAGUCCAAGGACCAAUGUGCACAAAAGACUGGGCCCACGACCUGACAUUGGCGCCUGUCUAGGCCCACAAGGAAAUGUUCAUGAGAGGUUAGGACCUCAGGGAGGUCAAUGUAUUGACCCUCGUAAUGAGGUUCAUGAAGAAAGGCGCUGCACAGUCUACUCCCGAAAAACCAAUUCCCAUCGACAAGCCAUAGGGAAUCCCUUGCAGGUGUAG